Molecule: messenger RNA, 2238 nt
Organism: Ustilago hordei
Lineage: Eukaryota; Fungi; Basidiomycota; Ustilaginomycetes; Ustilaginales; Ustilaginaceae
Exons: 1
Coding region: 1-2238 (745 amino acids)
Biological process (GO): fatty acid beta-oxidation using acyl-CoA oxidase; lipid homeostasis
Cellular component (GO): peroxisome
Molecular function (GO): FAD binding; acyl-CoA oxidase activity; fatty acid binding
Source: RefSeq, a predicted model, not a curated record
AUGUCCGCCCCCGAUCCCAAAUCGACCACUUUCCAACCGCUCAACGAGCCCACCGGAGGCUGGCCCGCAGCAAAAGUCACCCUCCCCAUUCCGAUGGGUCCCGUUGCAGCCCGAACCUCGGUCGACAUUGCCACCGCCCGAUCCUCCGCCGACUUCGACCCAUCCCGAAUCGAAGACACUCUCCGCGACGCUCGCAUUGACAACCAAUCCCGCAUUGCCGUCAUGACUAUUCUCUCCAAGGACCCCAUUUUCGGUAACUGGAAAAAACGAAUGUUCCAUAUGAAUCGAGAACAACAAAUGCGUCAAUCCCACUUCGCCUGUCGUCGCCUUCUGAACCUUGCCGAAGAACACGGCUGGUCCACGCACGAGAUUAUCGAAGCUGCUCUGACCCUCGAUUUGCAGAGUCCGAUUACUAUCCACUGGGUUGCCUUUGUUCCGGUUAUUUUUGGACAGGGCAGUGCCGAACAGAUUGAACGAUGGGGGAAUAAAGCGAUGAAUCAUGAAAUUUUGGGUUGCUAUAUGCAGACGGAACUGGGACAUGGGACCAACGUGCAGAUGCUGGAAACUACUUGUACUUAUGAUGAGGAGAGCGAUGGAUUUGUGCUUCACUCUCCGACAUUGACGUCAACCAAGUGGUGGGCAGGAGGGUUGGGGACCACGGCGACCCAUGGUGUGGUGCAAGCACAGUUGAUUAUCAAGGGGAAGCGAUAUGGUCCGCAUCUCUUUUUCACGCAGCUCAGGGACAUGGAUAGUGGAAAGUUGCUCGAUGGGAUUGUAGCCGGAGAUAUCGGACCAAAGACGUAUGGUGCCUUUGCUGGCUUAGACAACGGUUGGGCUAGGUUUAAGCAUUUCAAGAUCGCCAGAGAUCAUAUGCUUUCUAAGCACGCUCAAGUUAAGAAGGGUGGAGAGUAUGUCAAGCCUCCCAGUGACAAACUCAGCUAUGGUGGUAUGAUCUUCAUUCGUUCCCAGAUGAUCGAUCGCACGGGAUGGAUGCUCUCGCGAGGUGUAACUAUUGCUACUCGAUACGCCCUCGUUCGUCGACAAUUCCGCGACCCUAGUUCGAAGGAUAUUAACGAUGUCGAACGCAGCGUUCUCUCCUACCCUUCCACCGCACGACGUAUCCUCCCGCUCCUCGCCAAAGCAUAUGCCUACAUCUUGGCUGGACGACGCAUGCGCACUCUGUACGAAGAUAUGGCCCAACAACUCGAACAAGGAAACACGGAACUUCUCGCCGAUGUCCAUGUCGCCUCCUCUUCCCUCAAAGCCUAUUGCACAAAACAGGCUCUCGAUGGAAUCGAAGAAUGCCGUCAAGCUCUCGGUGGACACGGUUUCUCCGCCUAUGCCGGCUUCACCUCUGUUUUCCCCGAGCAAGCCCCCGCGGUUACGUACGAGGGAGACAACAUCGUGCUUGCUUCCCAAGUCGGUCGUGCGAUGCUUAAGAUCUCGAGCGAGCUUGAUUCUAACGCGAACGCAACGAAAGUUGCUGCUACGUCUGGAUUCCUUAAAGCUAUCGGAACCAAAGGAGCGAUUCCGUUCCAGCAGCCGAAGCAGGCAAGCGAUUGGUAUAAGCCCGAGGUGUACUCAGCAGCGCUCGGGCUGAGGGCGGCUCAAUUGGUGGUCGAUCUUCGAGCAGAAAUCAAGAGUGGACGUCCAUUUGGAGAUCUUUCGUAUGAAUGCAUCGAGGUGGCCAAAUCUCAUGCUGAAUUUGUCGUCGAUCUUUGGUUCGGUGAAGGGAUUCGUGACGAUGCUGAACGAUUGGGCGAGAAGGAAUGCAAGUGGUUGAACAAGCUAGUGACUCUUCACGCCCUUACUGCGCUUUCGAGGAACAUCACCCCUCUCGUUCUUCCCGCCUCAAGCGGCCGGAAUCUUGCCGGAUACUCGACCAACCAAGCUAUCCUUCACCCGGACUCUGUCAUUCUGCUGGAAAAAGCAAUCAGAGAACUGGUCAAGGAGAUCUUGCCUCAGGUCAUCGGCCUGAGCGACGGUUUCGGAUGGUUGGAUUGGGAACUAGGCUCCAGCUUGGGGAGGAAAGACGGAAGGGUGUACGAACAGUUGAUGGCCGACGCAGAGGCUAACCCGCUUAAUCAUCCUGGAGCUGUACCUGGUCUGGCCGAGAUUGAUAAAGUCGGAGUGUACAAGUAUGGAUCUGAGAACAUUGGAAAGGGAGUUCCUGAUUGGUACUCUACUGAAAUCGGACCCAUGCUUAAAGCUGCUGCGAAGAGAAGUGCCGAGAUUUAA